AUUACCGGUACGUGCUCGUCGUCCCCCCACAGUGGCCCUCCAGUCAGCUGCAGCGUGACAUUAUCAACGCGCUUGUCGAUGGCGGGGCGGACAUCGAGGCGGGCAGGUUUUGGCAUGACAAAAUGCCGACCCCAAUUAUGGUGGCCGUUGCGGCGGGCAAUCUGACGGCCGUCGAGACCCUCCUGGCCCUGAAGCCCGUCAUGGCACGUUGGAAACAAAAUUCGUACGUCCUGAUGCAGCUUCCAACACAUCUGAAUCUGCAACACAUCCGUGAGGCUGCCCGCCCCGUCACUCGCGAGUACGAGGCGGCCCUCACGUCCAUCUACCACAGGCUCAUCCAACAUGACAGCAGACUCUCAUUGUGGUGGGACGAGCGAGAGAACAAUCUGGUGCAUUGGGCAGCCAAGUUCCCUCCAGUCUUCUCCCAGUCCUUCAUCAACGCGUACCUCAGCCUCAUCACCAGCCACGGAGCCAAUAUCAGAGUCAACCUCAUCACGGGAAGAGACGGCUACGGCAGGCAGCUGCCGGGCAGCACACCACUGUACAUGGCGGCAGAGCACGGCUCCCCCUGUGUGGCCCACUGGCUGUGCCGCCAGCUCACAGCCGAGGACAUCAACAGAGGGAAGCCCAACCAGGCCAACAAGACACCGCUGGCAGAGGCUGCCGCAGGGCUCGAUCGCUUAAUCCAACACCAGCAGCAGCUGCAGCAAUAUGGAGAGGGCCAAGUGGAGCGGUGGUCGAGACGAUUCCGCCACCACAAGACCAUCACCCGGACGCUGCUGCGGGCCGGGGCGGCUCCAUCCAUCAGCCGCAUGCCCAACGACACCGAGGAGGACCGCCGUCAGCGUCAGGUGGUGCUCACCGAGUAUGCCACAGUACUGAGCGAGCUGUCUGAGGUCGUCAUGUCGGCCAUCAACGCCGCCCUGGCCCCCCAGCGCGACCACUCGAUGCUUCUCGCCCGUCUGUUGCCCCUCGCCCGUCACCAUGACGGCGCCCACCCCCACCCCUCCCCAUCCAACAUGGCAUUCGGACCACACGAGGCAGAGGCCAUCGGAUGGAAGAUCGGCGCAUUCCUGCACGAGCCCUCCGCUACUGUGGCGGCUAUCGACGAGUACCUCAUCGACGACUCCCAGCUGAGGCGCCGCGUCCGUGCGGCCAUCGGCCACUUCGUCAAGUCGGCGGCCACACAGACGAGCAGCAACAGGGAGGUGAUGGGCGGCAUGGCCAGUGUGGGCGGCGUGAUGGUGCGUGUGCCGCUGCACUGCUUCGCCGUCCGGGGCAGUGGCGGCCGUGUGGUGCUGACGGGUGUCCGUGAGGUUAUUCAUCGGGCCCGGCUGGACGAGGCGGCCCAGCACGGUGUGGAGGGGGUUGUCAAGGGCUUCAACGAGCAUCUGGGCGACCAGGACUGCCAAUUCGCGUGCCGGCAGCUGGGGCGCAUCGACAGGAAGACCGGCCUGUUUGUGUCGCUGGGCAUCGACUGACUGAAAGGGGGAGGAGAGGGCCGUUGAGUGGGGGUGAAGUGGCUGCAUGUUUGGGUGCUUUGUGUUGCAGUUCAAGGGCGGUGGGUGUCGCCGGGCUUCGCAUGUGCAUUCGGACAACCGUGACUUGAUUCAUUCAAAAACCUGUCUGUCG
Vitrella brassicaformis is the source of this 1632-nucleotide messenger RNA. The record is from the annotation of a GenBank genome assembly. Lineage: Eukaryota; Vitrellaceae.